Messenger RNA from Lutra lutra (Eurasian river otter), 2612 nucleotides. RefSeq lists its product as uncharacterized. Lineage: Eukaryota; Metazoa; Chordata; Mammalia; Carnivora; Mustelidae. The transcript is spliced from 3 exons. The coding region runs from base 194 to 1153 and encodes 319 amino acids. The record is from RefSeq and is a predicted model, not a curated record.
GGCGGGACCUGCGCGGGGCUCUCGGGCAAAGCCCGGGCUUCUCCUCGGCCGCCCUCCCGUCACUCGCCCCGCCCCGCCCCGCCCCGCGCGGAGGCCGCGCAAGGUCUCCACCCGCCCCCCGCACUCCUGUGACGUCACGGUCCGGCAGCCGCCGGGCUUCUUAAAGGGGCCGCGCGCGGACCCGCAGUCAGCGAUGCGGGAGCAGAGGGGCUGGGGUUGGGGGUGGUCAUAUGGCCCGCGCCUGAGCCGCGCGCGUGGGCCCCCGCCCAAGUGUCUUUGCAAGAAGAGCCCCGGAGCACAUGCUGCCCCACACCCUCCCAAUCCCAACAGAAAUCAAAGAAGAGGCCAUGUGAGAGGACAGAAGGUGGCCCUGGACAAGCCAGGCAGAGAGAACUUUCACCAGAAACCAGACCCUGUGGGAAUGCGACCUCAGAUGUGGGGCGUCCAGAUGGCGAGAAAUAAAUUUCCGCUGAUUAAAGGCACCUACUGUGUGUCAUUCUGUGGUAACAACCUACCAGUACGGCGUCUCCUGCUCACCUUCCUGCGAAACCAGCCGCUGCUAAGGACACCGGUCAUAGAGAGCAAAUGGAGACGCGUCCCCGACGUCUGGGGCCCGCUUCCUAAAAAGCAGGGUCGCCUCCUGCCCUGUCCUCAGGCUGUGUCUCGUCUCACACCUCUGCACUGCCUGGCGCUGGGGGGGGGGGGGGGGCUGAGCUGCACACGCAUGAGCUUGUUUCCCCCGCGACUGCCUGAAUUAGAGAGCACCCAGCCCCGUGCCCCAUCCUCGCCCUGCGCCCACCCUCCUGGCUGCCCCGUUGGACCCCUCCCGCCAUCUCCAGGCCACCAACAGCCCUUCUCAUCUGGCGGACAUGCUUGCGCUUCACCUUCGCGAAGAAGAGUUUGCGGUCCACCUGCCUCCGGCCCCUCCGUCCAGCCCCUGCUCCAUCAUGCCCUCCGCUGGCAAUCACGCUGCUGCGUGUCAGACCCUAUUAAGUCCCCCUUUGUCCUAGGCCCCUCCUCGCCCUCCCAUCUCUGCUCCAUUUACUGCAAACCUCCUACAAGUGACCGGCCUGCCCCAAGCGCCAGUGGACCACCCUUCCGGGCUCUCAACUGCUGCUUGUGCCCACCCCAACGGGGCCACCCGCACGGUUAGCACUGGUUCCCAAUUCAGCAGCCAGUCGCCACCCCUGGCUUCCACCCACCUGACUUAACCCCAGGAACGGGUUCUGCCCUGGUGACCGUGACAUUUGCCAACUUGGUCCCCCUGACCGCCUGCCCCCCCAGCCUCUCUCGCUCACUCUUCCCAACGCUCUGCCUGGAGUCCCGGCCUCCUCAGCUGUGGUCCUGCCUCCUCCUCCUUUCGUGCACACUGUGUGCCAGUCUCCUCAGACUUUCUCCAGGUGCCUGCAGCUGCACUGGGAAGGGCUAUCUCGAGGCCAGCAGACCCAAUAGAUUCCAGAAUCACUCCUUCCUUUGGAGGCUCACACUCCAAAGUGUCCAGUCACUCUGCGUGCGGCCCUUGGCGGCCGUGUUUGACUCUGUGCCCCAGAGGCAACUCCCCUGGCUGCUGCUGGCCCACCCGACCUCUCAGAUGCUCCUUCCUCCCUCAGACUGCCCCCUCCACACCGACCCACCCACCCAACUCCAUGCAUGCCAUCACACCAGCUUUCCCCUCUGCCUAUGGACUCCCCCCCCCCCGGCCUCCCUGCCACACAGGUGCAGCCAGCCACGGAGAAAUGACAAAUGUGCGCCGUGUGAGUCAGUGCCAUGUCGGAGCCAUGCCUGUGCCUGGAUCCAGGGCUACCCGACUUUCAGAGAGGUAUUGAACCCUAAUCUCAUGUAAGUUAAAAGCCACAUUCAUAAAAUCGUGGGUAAAGGGGAGGCUUACUUUUUCUAGCAUGUCCUUUUUUGCCAUUGGAACACUGUCCCAUCUCUGGAUGUUUCCUUUGCUGAGAAAGUAAUACCACUUUUUAAGUUUUGCAACUUAUUAUACGUUUUGCAAAGCCCACUUAUCCAGCCUCAGGAGAGACCUGGCCCCCCCCCGGCAUCAGGGUCUGGAUCUGUCCCCCAGUGAGCAGCGCAGAGAGGGGAGGUGGAAGCCGCCGGAGCGUGACAUCGGUUCUUCCGCAGAAGCCCACGUGCUCCAACCCAGCCUGCUUGGCCAAGUGCUUGUGGGGCUCCCAGACACAGUUUGGCCAAGACUCUAGUUAAACAAUAAUAUGCUGUCAGCUGUCCUGGAAAGGACAGCACAGUAGUCACUAAUCUCAUAUCGUGACUUAGUUUAAGAUAGUGACCAAUUUAUUCAUGGAUUCAUCUCAUCCAAUGCUUGAGAGGUUCACGGCUGGGGUUCCUUAUGCACAAGCAUGCUUAAAAGUCCCCCUUCCACCCACAGGUGGAGAGGAGGAUGGCACUCUGUGGUUGCAAAGUGUGUUUCAAUCAUGUGGUCAUCUACUUCCAACACCCCUGCUGGGGGGUCACCCUUGGUCCGUUGUUACAGCACACGGUGUCCAAGGUCCCACUCCAGGUGCUUUUCUGCAUAGAUCCUGGCCAGACCCCCCGUGGAGGAAUCCAGGGCUCUGUCCUCAGUGAGAGGCCAGACUGGGUUGCUUUAG